This is a messenger RNA of Delphinapterus leucas (beluga whale), 1262 nucleotides long. It is a transcript of the gene WDR82, whose product is annotated as WD repeat domain 82. Gene Ontology annotation, molecular function: chromatin binding; protein binding. The record is from RefSeq and is a predicted model, not a curated record. Gene Ontology annotation, cellular component: Set1C/COMPASS complex. Lineage: Eukaryota; Metazoa; Chordata; Mammalia; Artiodactyla; Monodontidae.
AGAUGGCGGACACAAUGAGCCGGUGCCGCGCCGGUUGGCCCUGAGGCGACAGUGAGGAGGACCGGUCUGCGAGACCCUAUAGUCCCGGCAGAAGAGUGUUGCACAAGCAGGAGGAGGAAGAGGAGGAGGCGGCCCGACUGUCGGCCGCUCUCCAGCCCGCCGCCGGCGCGGCGCCGCGCCCGCCCCGCCCGGGUCGGCCCCUCGGCAGCCCGCCCGUUCGCCGGGCUCCGCCCCGGCUCUGCGCCGCCGCCGCCGCCUCCAGCAGCCGCCGCCAUGAAGCUGACCGACAGCGUGCUGCGGAGCUUCCGCGUCGCCAAGGUGUUCCGCGAGAACUCGGACAAGAUUAACUGCUUCGACUUCAGCCCCAACGGCGAGACGGUCAUCUCGAGCAGCGACGACGACUCCAUCGUGCUCUAUGACUGCCAGGAGGGCAAACCAAAGAGAACCCUGUACAGUAAGAAAUACGGCGUGGACCUCAUCAGAUACACUCAUGCAGCAAACACAGUCGUUUACAGCUCUAACAAAAUAGACGAUACUAUCCGUUACCUGUCCUUGCAUGACAACAAAUACAUCAGAUACUUUCCUGGACAUAGCAAAAGGGUGGUGGCCUUGUCCAUGUCACCUGUGGAUGAUACUUUCAUUUCUGGGUCUCUUGAUAAGACCAUUCGGCUCUGGGAUCUCCGGUCUCCUAACUGCCAGGGUCUCAUGCAUUUACAGGGCAAGCCAGUUUGUUCUUUUGAUCCAGAAGGAUUAAUUUUUGCUGCAGGUGUCAAUUCUGAAAUGGUCAAACUUUAUGAUCUUCGCUCUUUUGAUAAGGGGCCAUUUGCGACAUUUAAGAUGCAGUAUGAUCGGACUUGUGAGUGGACAGGGCUUAAGUUCAGCAAUGAUGGCAAACUCAUCCUCAUCUCCACCAAUGGCAGCUUCAUCCGUCUGAUCGAUGCAUUCAAGGGAGUGGUGAUGCAUACGUUUGGGGGUUAUGCCAACAGCAAAGCCGUCACACUGGAGGCCUCGUUUACUCCAGACUCGCAGUUUAUUAUGAUUGGUUCAGAGGAUGGCAAGAUCCAUGUCUGGAAUGGAGAGAGUGGUAUAAAAGUAGCUGUGUUGGAUGGUAAACACACAGGCCCCAUUACCUGUUUGCAGUUCAACCCCAAGUUCAUGACCUUUGCCAGUGCUUGUUCCAACAUGGCCUUCUGGUUGCCCACCAUUGAUGACUGACCUGCAUAGUGCUUGGCUGUUUUCUGUACAGCGAGGGUGGCCAGUAG